Molecule: messenger RNA, 1198 nt
Organism: Podospora bellae-mahoneyi
Lineage: Eukaryota; Fungi; Ascomycota; Sordariomycetes; Sordariales; Podosporaceae
Exons: 5
Coding region: 1-636 (211 amino acids)
Biological process (GO): double-strand break repair via homologous recombination; meiotic DNA recombinase assembly involved in reciprocal meiotic recombination; meiotic joint molecule formation
Cellular component (GO): Swi5-Swi2 complex; Swi5-Sfr1 complex
Source: RefSeq, a predicted model, not a curated record
AUGAUGCAGAAUAAGUCUGAUGAUAUACACGACGACAACUCUGACCUCCUCGAACCGUACAUCGAAACAGAGUUGGUCAAUGCCGAUUUAUUUGGAGAGUGGCUUCAACAAGAACUCGGCGAUGGGAAAAAUCACCAGGGGAUCAUCUCAAAGGUAGCAGCGGCGCUCGGUGUAUUUAAGAAUACACUGCAGUCGCUUUCUCUCGAGAUUACCCUGCCAAAUCCCAGGUUAUGGAACAUGCAAGUCGAUGCAGUCAACGGUGACGAUUUGAAGAUCAUCGUUACUCUACCAGGGUCGGAGGAGAAGAUCGAAGUUGUUGCCAAGAAUCAAGACGAACUGCAGUUUCUCAAAGGCGACAAAUGUCUCGGAUACAUGUCCAAAGUGUGGCAUGGACUUGCUCAGUCGCUCGAUAGACUGACCAUUUACGCACAAAGAUGCAAGGAACUGAAGGCCCAAGAAGCGGAAUUGAUGCAUCCUGCAGAAGCUACAGUGCAGAAGCACAUCAAUCUGCUCAAGGAGUACAACGACAUGAAAGACAUUGGACAGCAAAUCAUCGGCCUUAUCGCAGAAAACAAGGGCGUUCAAAUCGGGAAGCUCUACGAGAAUGGGGACUACGGGGUCACGGCGGACGACUGAAGCAGCAACAAUGGCCAAUCUCUCCUGAUUCCCCACCCCCAAUCUUCGACUUCUAUCUUAUGUACAAGCCACAAAUGCGUUGCCACUGGCCCCGGUAUGAGUGAUCAACUUGUCGAACGCUCCGUUGCUGUCGAAAAUAACUCUGUCCGGGCCGGGAGAUCCACCGGUGUACACGGCGUACGUGUUCAUGAUGGGAUACUCAUACCAUGGUGCAGGGGUGGGGAAGUUGAAGCCCUCGUAGUUGUUGUACCGGUGGGGAUAGCUGUCUGUUGACUGCAAGGCGGAGAGUGUGUCCCUUGUUGCGGGCAGCAGUGAUGUGUGACGUCUGGUAACAAACAGUGCCGCAAGUGUAGGCACAGGCUCUCUCUUCAAGCACAGGGGCAGCCUCUACCUCGGUCGAGACCGGUGCAGCAGACACGGCGACCACCGAGAGAAUGGCAACGAGGGCGGAGAGGAACUGAAAUGAUUAGUCUCAACAGAAAGGAUGCUGGGUGUCCAGUAACUUACCUGAACCAUUUUGACCGAUGAAAACUAUGUACAGAUGCAGGCUCAGGCUCGUGGG